Helicoverpa armigera (cotton bollworm) is the source of this 4856-nucleotide messenger RNA. Its product is annotated as Ig-like and fibronectin type-III domain-containing protein 2. Lineage: Eukaryota; Metazoa; Arthropoda; Insecta; Lepidoptera; Noctuidae. Gene Ontology annotation, molecular function: protein binding. Bases 319 to 4731 code for a protein of 1470 amino acids. The transcript is spliced from 32 exons. The record is from RefSeq and is a predicted model, not a curated record. Gene Ontology annotation, biological process: cell-cell adhesion.
UAAUGCAACCACUAGGCGUCAGUCGCGACGCGUCGGCCGAACGGCGCGGACCGGUAUCCCGCGGUUAACAAACGCUCGCUAGUAACACGUCGCGUGUGUACCUGUGUUUUUUUUAAUUUUAUUAAUAUUUUUUAUCUGUGAUUCUGUGUCAGGAUUUUUUUUCACUAAACAGAACAGUACCUAAGCAACAUUCCGGAGGCAUAACUCUUGGGAGUAUCAAAAAAGAUUGGCUGUGAAUCAACUAAGUUAAGACUAUUUCGUAUGCGACCAGCAAGCUAGCUGAUAAGAAUCCAAAGGGUUCCGUACCCCAAACCAAAGAUGAGACGGGUGACGUGGUGGGUGGCGCUUUUUGCGCUGUUCGCCGCCGCUAUCGCAGAAACCACUGAAGAACUAGUAAGAGGAGAAUCAGUGGAAAGCGCAAGCACAUCAACAGGCAGCUCCCAAGAAGAGACUGAGGAACCCAAAGCCUUCAUGAGGACACCAGCCGUUGGUGGCGUAGCAGUCAGGAGUGGGGAAGAUGCUCUUCUCACCUGCGUGGUUUUAGGAGCUAAGGGACGACCAGUCCUUUGGAGGCGGGCGAAGGACCUGCAACUCCUGACUGCUGGAGGCGUGAGGGUCACCAGAGAUGAUAGAGUUGAUGUUUUACAUGAUGAUACCGACGAGCCUCUGCCGGGACCAGGUAUCGCGAAAGGAGGUGACGUAUGGGCGCUGGUCAUCAAGUCGGUGAAGGCUUCAGAUGCUGGCCUGUACAUGUGUGAGCUGAACACAGAACCUCCUGUCAGGAGCUUCCAUAAACUUACAGUUAUCUCCCGAGGCCUAACACCACCAGAAAAUCAGAACGUAACAGACAGCUACUCAGCAAACAUUCCUACACUCUCAUCCCUCGCGCUGUCCCACAACUAUACGGACUGCUGCAUUGCUGCCAAUGUGACGAAGACCUGCCUCGGCUUCUGCAGCAUACAGACCAUACUGGAGGGUACUGGCCAAGACCCGGAGACUUGUCAGCCUGACUUCCCUGCUAUUGUCAAAUGCAUGGCAGACGGACGCAACCACGUCCCCUGCUGCGUGCAGGAGCGAGUACCAGACAUCUGCCAGGAUGUCUGCCGAGGAGAGUUCACGCCGGUGACGGAUAACAUCAAGACCCACUACUCCUGCGCUUCUUAUAUGGAGAAGACGCUGGCUUGUAUUGUUGAGGGAAUUGAACUCCUCCCAAGUCCCCCAGAAGACGUGGAAGUGGAGCCACUAAACGAGAAGCAACUAAACGUAUCAUGGAGUCCACCAGUAGAAAACACAGACUCAGUCAUAGAGUAUGUGGUCAACGUGACCACACUGCGCUCAUUCGAUGCCCACCUCAUCGAUCCCUCAGAGAGCUCCAUUAAAAACAAUGGAACUAUGAAGAGUGUUCUGCCUAUGACUUACAAAGUGCCUCCGAAUAAGACUUACUUUGUUCUGAACGAUUUGCUGCCUUUUACCAUGUAUGAGAUUACUGUUACUUCGUAUAAUAUUCAUGGAUCAAGCUUGCCGAGUUAUGCAAUCAGGUCCCUAACCCUGACUCCUGGGAAGAUGAAGUCAACAGAAGUGGCAGCGGCGCCCAAACUACCCGACGUGCGCGGUUGCUGCGUCUCAGCCGGGGUCAACCACUAUGGUUGUGUUGAUAAGCUCUGUGACCCCACCAAGACCUUCGAGAUUGCACUGCAGGUGACAGAUCUGAUGAUCUGCGCGCCGUGGGCCGGCGUGACCUUCGGCUGCCUCGCCAACGGCAUGGACCAUACUCCGUGCUGCAGGUCCAAGGGGCUCCCGGAGUCGUGUUUGCCGCUUUGCAGUGGCAAUAUUACUACGCUGGAUUUCAAUCAUUUCAAGUGCCUCCGCUACAUGAACUCUUACACCAACUGUCUCCUUCGCGGCUACGGGGUACUUCCAGGAGCUCCCUCCCGGCUGUACCUCACGAACAUUGACACAGACUACGCGGUGGUCCACUGGUCUCCUCCCACAGUACUGGCUGAUACUGUCCAGUAUUAUAACUUGCAUUACAAGAGUCUGCAGACCGGAGAUGAGUACAGAAUUCUUGAGAAGGUGCAUUCUCCAUACAUCUUAGAAGACCUGGAGUCCAACAUGGACUAUGAAAUUUUCUUAGAAGCAGUCAACGAACAUGGAGUUGGUGACGCCUCACCCAGACUUAUCUUCAGGACACAGAGUCAAGUAAUAGAAGAAGAAGAAGAAGCAUCGAACGCCUACAACGUGACGGCCUGCUGCGAGCGCGUGCAGCUGGCUGGAGUGUGUAUGCCACUAUGUUCAUAUGAUGCCAAGAUGUCAGACCUCAGGAUGUUGGCGCCGCUUUGUGCUCAGGACUUCCAUAAGCUGCUGCGCUGUGGUGCUGGAGGCCGUAACCAUGAGCAGUGUUGCUGGCGUCGCGGCGUGCCGGGCGCGUGCGGCGGCGUGUGCGCGGGCGCCGCGCCACAAGCGCUCAACUCCUGCGUGCCCUACAUCGGGAACAUCGUGCAGUGCUUCGAGGAGGGAACUGGUCUCCUCCCUGGCCCACCACGUGAGCUGCACGCAGUAGUAUCUACUACCAAAGUGUUCCUGGACUGGGCGCCGCCGCAAGAUGGCGCCAACGUCACCUCGUACGUUGUCCACUGGCAGAAGAUUGAUAAUAACUCACAGCCGUACAGUUACAAUACUAUGCAGAGUACUUACAAUAAAAUCAACACCACAGACACAAUGACGCACUUAGAGAACCUAGAAGUGAACAGCACGUACCACGUGUUUGUCGUGGCAGCCAACAGCUUCGGCGAGUCGCUGCCUUCCAGCAUGCUGCUCUUCAACGUCUCUGAUACUGAAGAGAAAGAAGUAGCCGGAAUACCGUCACCACCACACUCGUUGUCUGUCUCCUCUCACUCGGCGACAUGGCUGACCCUCACGUGGCAGCCUCCUCAGUUUUCUCAGCCCGACGAGAAGAUUACAUACACAUUAUUCUUCAAAUCACCAGCUCAACUCAGCCAGACGAACGUGACAAACAUCACAACCACAGUCCCAGGACAUACCCUGGAGAAGUUGUCUCCUAACACGCAGUACGUCAUCUGGGUGAAGGCUCAUGCGGCUGCCGGGGAUUCGCAGCCGUCGGAGACGCUGUUGGCCUGGACUGACCCGGCUUACCCGGCUUAUGUUGAGCCACCAUCAGUGAACCCCGUGAACUUGGUGGUAGAAGGAUCCAGCAUGACAAUCCUUUGCAUCGCUAUGGGAACACCCACGCCUACUAUAUCGCUCUAUAUUUCUGGUCGUCUAGUCCGUCAAGAAGUAACUCGUCACAUGGUGACAGUGAUCCACAACGUGACACGCGACAUGGACCAGAUCUCGUGCUACGCUGACAACGGCUACGGAACUCCCAUGCAGGCUUCCAGGAAGAUCAACAUUUCACACGUACCCACAAUCCAAGCCUCCGGCAUCACAAUGGCAGCAGCAGGAGACGCCGUGAUCCUCGAGUGCAGGGUCGAAGCUCUGCCCAAACCCACCAUUGCCUUCUGGAGAGACCCCAACGGGAGAACUGCUGUUAUUGACGGCCCUAACUAUACUAUACAGCUGUUGGCUGAUCCUGAGGAACAAACAAAAUACACAAUGCGUUUGAUAAUAAAGAAGAUAGCUGAAGCAGACGAGGGCGACUACUUCUGUCACGCCGAGAACGCUUUCGGCAAGACUCUGCGGCCCGUGUCCGUCAGGCUGCGACCUUCCACUCCUCAUCAUAAUGUUACUGAGUGCUGUACACAAAUGAACGUGUCGUCAUCUUGCAUCGACGCGUGCAGCUUCCACUUAGACAUGGACAACAUCAUGGACCGACCCGAGUGUAUGAAUGACUUCGAGAAGCUUAUGAAGUGUGCUGCCGAUGGCUCCGAUCACCGCAGCUGCUGCGCCUCUUGGGGUGUUCCUCGCAACUGCCUGGAGCUGUGCCGCGGCGGCGCGGUGUCGCGCACGUGCGCGCUGCAGCACGCGCGGCGCGCGCUGGCGUGCUUCCGCGACUCCGGCGCGCGCCUGCCCGGCCCGCCCCGCCGGCUUACUGCGCAUCGCGCUCCUACGCCCAACUCUGUGCUGCUCAGCUGGGAAGCGCCCGUCAAGAACCCACAAACAGUGUACCUGUACCGCGUGUUCUGGCGCGCGUAUGGCGCCAAGGUGCCGGAGAAGCUCGACACCAGCGAGACCAGCGUGGUGCUCACUGGCUUGCAAGACGAUGUCAGAUACGAGUGCGUUGUGAAGGCCGCUAAUGAUGUUGGUACCUCAUCCCUCAGCCAGCCGAUAAUGUUCACGACAGCCGGCCAGGAGUCGGGCGCCGCCGCCGCGCCCGUCAGCGGCAGCAGCGCCGCGUCCGCCGUCGGCGUCGCAGUGGCGUGCGUGCUGGUCGCCGCUAUACUGCUGGCUGCUGGCUUUUAUUAUAGAUAUAGGAAGAACCUUAGACUUAAAGCACAAGGAGGUGUAGCAUUUGAAAACCCGAGCUACCUCAGGGAACCAAAUCCUGAUACUGCCGUCAACGGUACAAUACUAAACGGCAGCGCCAACGGCUCAAACGGCACGAAUGGUGUCGCCCCCAUCCCCAACGGCGUGUCCAACUCCGCCGCCUGGAGGCAGGAGACGCUCAACAAUCCUGGCACCACCGUCCCUACAGCUCGGGAGGUAGACCCGACCCUCUACGAGGAGCUGAAGCUGGGUCAGGACGGCGCGGGCUUCAAGCGCCUCAAGCCAUAGCCCGCGCCCCCGCGCCGCUCGCCCCGACACCGCGUCGCGCCGCGCUACUGAACACACGAGUUACAACCAAAUACUCGUUAAAAUGGACUUCUAGUAGUGAAUUCUGGUUAAAAAAAUGUUCUUCC